Messenger RNA from Seriola dumerili (greater amberjack), 1824 nucleotides. It is a transcript of the gene dthd1, whose product is annotated as death domain containing 1. The record is from RefSeq and is a predicted model, not a curated record. NCBI's taxonomy places the organism in Eukaryota, Metazoa, Chordata, Actinopteri, Carangiformes, Carangidae. The transcript has 8 exons. Bases 1 to 1824 code for a protein of 607 amino acids.
AUGGGUGUGGCUGAAGUCCUGAGGUGUGAAGUGGCGGACGCCUUCAGCUGCCUAAUGGUCACCGGCUCGGAGGAGCUGGUGAGCAGAGUGAUCAGGGUCAAAGUUCAAGACAGAGCCAACUUCCACUUCCCUGUGACCGUGGUUAUGCCUUUCUGCGCGCGCUACCGUGGCAGCUACAGGGAUGUCACUGUCAAAAUAAUGGAUGGGGAGAGGAGGGUGAGCUACGUCACUCCUGUAACAACAGAGGGCACGUAUGGAGGGCAGAGGGGCUCAUUUGCAGAAGUGAAGGUGUAUUCCCUGGGUUUCUUUGCAGUUGUUUCCUGUCUAAAAAGAGAAAAUUACACCGUUCCCAGUAGGGGUUUGUCACUCAAGCUCCCAAUGGACCAGCGCAUUUGUCUCAACUACCUCCCAGGAGCCUUCACUGCUCCAGUAAUGGCACAGAUCAUGAUCCAGCCGUUAGACGCCGUCCUCCUGGCUGCUGUCAAGUCCAGAAGUGAUGUCUAUUAUUCAGUGGUGUCUACGAGCCCACUACUCUACCUCACCCACCCGACCUCACAGCCCCUGAGACGACCCCUCACUGUCACCCUGCCCUGUCCCCCAAACCCUGAAAGAAAGAGAAAGAUAAGGGGACAAGGUGAAGAGACAAAGCAUCACCACACCCACUCUGUUUAUCCAGCAUGGGAUCAACCUGCUGGCCACAGAGUGAGAAUACUGGGUGCCUUGAAGUCCUCAAAGGAAACAUCCAAUGAGCAACUGAUUGUUCUGGGCUCAAAGGAUAAACAGUGGAGCGUCCUGGAGAAAGUCACGGUCAGAAACCAGCAGGACGGACUGGCAUCCUUUGAGCUGACAGAGAACUUUGACAGACUACUGCUGGUUCGUCUCCUCUCCCCACUGCAGCCUUGUCAUCUCACCUCCCUGGCAGAGGAGCUGGAAGAGUCGGUUGGCUGCCACGCAGUCACUGUCGUCCUCCAGCACCGGCAGGACAAACCUCACACUGUCCUGUUAGCUGCCCUGCCCAGCCGGGACCUCAGCUGGGAACUGAACAAACUGCGAGCUCAGGGCUACAGCGGCCUCCUGGAGACCUCAUCAGACAUCUCCAUGUGUGAAGGAGACCAGCUUCUGCUACGUUUCAGUGGCAACAUCACCUCCACAGAUGACACUGACUUAAAUGUAAUCAUCUUUCUUUUUAAAUAUUCUUCUUUUGCAAUAGGAACUCAAAACAACCAAAAUGACAUCCCACAGGACGGAAUCGCCUUUCACAGUCAGCGCAUCAAUCACCUCUUAGUGCGUCUAACUGAAGUGGAUCCAUUUGGGAACCACAGCUCCCCCCACUACAAGGGGGCGGCUGUGUUUUACAAGGUGACCAGAGGUGAGCUGGAGUGGCGAGGGGACAAAGCCGCCCCGAAGGAUGGAAAGCUCCUGGGAGAUCCUGUGUGUAAGCUGUCUCUGACUUUACCCAAGGUGAGAAGCAUUAAUCGGCCCAUCACAGCCAGAGUGAAGAUAUGUGAGGAAACAGACUCCCUGCCAGACUCUCUUCUUCUCUGGCUGGCUGGGGAACUUUCAGAGGAAGAAAUAGCCCUGUUGGCGCUCUCCCUGCGUCUCCGUCGUAGCGCUGCACAACUGGUGAAGCUCCGGGCCGGGGACAGCCUGUCCACGCAGGCCUUCCACGUCCUGGCCAUGUGGAGGAGGGCGCUACCCGCUGCUCCACACCAACCCAAGGCCUCUCAGCUGGCUCAUUGCUUGGCCAAGAGCGGCAGGCCAGAUCUGGCCAGAGAGCUGCUUCUGCGACAGGCUGCAGCCACCAGACAGGGUUCACUGAAAUAA